Molecule: messenger RNA, 858 nt
Organism: Pleurotus ostreatus (oyster mushroom)
Lineage: Eukaryota; Fungi; Basidiomycota; Agaricomycetes; Agaricales; Pleurotaceae
Exons: 3
Coding region: 1-858 (285 amino acids)
Biological process (GO): mycotoxin biosynthetic process
Source: RefSeq, a predicted model, not a curated record
AUGUCGUACAGUAAGCUGGCCUCCAACGACGGACUGACCGUAUUCGACGAUCGUGUCAACAUCGAGCAUGGGGACUACCUUCAGGAACAGUUACUAGGAUUGGGCGAGCAGCAUCGCCGCAGCCGUGACGAAUACUGUAUUUCACGAUGGUGCACUCGAAUCAUCAAUUCGCCCAUAGUCCUUUGGUGUAUCGUCCUCCUUCAGUUCGUCACUAUCGGCGUACUCGUCUGGCGUACGGAUUUACCUGAAGAGAACAGUCUUUUCUGUAUGUGCUUGUUCUCUCUCUACCCUAUUCACAUCCCAAGGUCAAUUCCCCCGCUAGCUCCCGCGAAUGAGGCUAUUUCGUACAAGUACCACCGUUUCUUUAACGGCUUUGGACGCAAUGUCUCUCCCUUCCAAGUCCCAUCCUCAAAGGAACUCGAUGACCUUUGGGAGGACCUUUACAACUUGGGUAUAUCACGCAUCCCUACCUCCCAGGCCAAGCGGCUCCCAAAUGCAACGGAGGCCAUACCAGGGGACGAAGACAACUACAUUGUCGAACUCGACGUCUUCCAUGAACUUCACUGCCUAGUGAACCACUACCCCGACAUGCGCCUUUCUCUCCCGGGAAACCAAGCUCAUAUGAGCCACUACCUCGACUCGAUCCGCCAGUCCCUCAUGUGUUCGGCGGACGUCAGCCUUAUCGUCUGGAAAUGGGAUGACGAGGCCGGGCAGUCGUUUCCGCGCGGCGAUGUUGUCCACCGAUGUCGCGACUUUGAUAAGAUCAAGGAGUGGGCGGCAGAAAGGCAGCUUAUGGGGAACUUCAACGCGAGUGUGCAUGUGGUGAAUGACUUGCCAUCGCCGCCGUUGUUGUAUUAG